ACCCCAAAGCAAAAUCAAGCUACUUCCAACUCAACAUUAUGUAUAUCGGGAUGUCAGGUACAGAAAACCAAACACGAGACGAGGAAUCACCGGUCAACGGCGACAUUCUAGAGGUCGUACUCUCUCGCGCGCCGCUCGUCGACUUGGUGGCGGCGUCGCUGGUGUCCAAGUCUUGGAGCCACGCCGUGACUUCCUCCCUCCGGUGGCUCAACAAGCCCAAGCCCUGGCUCUUCGUUCACACUCAAAGCACGCGUUCCCCCCAAGAUGUCGCCACGCGCGCUUUCGACCACCGCUCCAGCGAGUGGGUCGACAUUGCUCCCAACGCCGCCGCCGCGUCAUCCGUCUACGUCUCGCCCAUCCGCUCCUCCAAUUCCAACCUCAUCUACAUGCUGUCCCCCACCACGCUCUCCUUUUCCUUCCACGCGCUCAGCGCCGAGUGGCAUCACGUCCCGGCGCCAACGGUGUGGCGCACGGACCCGAUCGUCGCGUACGUCGCCGGCUCCAUCGUCAUUGCCGGCGGCACGUGCGACUUCGAGGAUGACCCCCUGGCUGUGGAGAUGCACAGCCUCGAGGACGGCGCCACGUGGCAGACGUGCGAUUCCAUGCCGCCGAUUCUUAAGGACUCGUCCGCCUCUGUGAGCUAUUAUUGUUUAGUGCAUUUGUUUUAAACUUGUUUUUAUUAAGCACGUAGGUGUGUUACAUGUUUUCAUAAGGUCAUUAGUUAUUAUUUCAAAUUAAGUAGUGUACACGCAUGCAUAUAGGAGAUUUAGUCAAAAUAACCACCCAUGCACGUAGGAGUAGUUGUUGCACUAUUUUCUCAACCAUUUUCACCCACUCUCAAGUUGUAUUAAGUAGGAGGUGGAGC
Molecule: messenger RNA, 865 nt
Organism: Cuscuta epithymum
Lineage: Eukaryota; Viridiplantae; Streptophyta; Magnoliopsida; Solanales; Convolvulaceae
Source: the annotation of a GenBank genome assembly